Molecule: messenger RNA, 702 nt
Organism: Rotaria sp. Silwood1
Lineage: Eukaryota; Metazoa; Rotifera; Eurotatoria; Philodinida; Philodinidae
Source: the annotation of a GenBank genome assembly
AUGGAAGCAACAGUAAAUAAAACAAAAUUAAAAUUUCAUAUGUGUACUGAUCGUCGUUUAAGUCUUGAACAUGAAAUCAAUGAAAAUAUUCGUAAAAAAAAUCAUUUAUCAAAUUUAAAUAAUCAUAAAUAUCGUGAACAUUUAUUUAAUAAAAAACUUGAUUGUUUACGAAAAACUCUGGAAAAUAUUGAACCAAAUGUCCAUAAUGAUAAUAAUGAUGAACAAGCAUUAAUGGCACCAAAUUGUUUUUCACGUAUACAAAAUCAUUUUCGUUUAUUAAAUUUUUCAUCCGAAUCAGAAAAACGUUUAUUAUGUCAAGCACCAUCAUAUAAUAAAUCAACAAAACAAAUAUCAAAUCAACUUCCAAUAAUUAUACAAAAACAAAAUUCAAAUGAAUUAAAUCAAUGUAUAAGACGUGUAUCAUUUUAUCAAUCACGUUUACCAACAAAUUAUUCAUGUCAUUCAGCAAUAAAUCAUCAUUUUUCAAAUGGUGAUUUACUUCAACAAAAAACAUUUCAAUCAUAUGUUAAUCAACAAAAAAUCGGUGAACAAAAUAAACAAAUGAAAAAUAAUGAACGAAAAACUUUUCUUCUUAAAGAAUUUGAUGAACUUAAACAUACCAUUGAUGAUCCACAUUCGACUUUAUCUGUACUUGCUGCACUCUCUCGUGCAAUACUCUUUUUAGAUUCUGGAAGAAAAUAA